Cavia porcellus (domestic guinea pig) is the source of this 1738-nucleotide messenger RNA. RefSeq names its product retinol dehydrogenase 11 (gene Rdh11). NCBI's taxonomy places the organism in Eukaryota, Metazoa, Chordata, Mammalia, Rodentia, Caviidae. The record is from RefSeq and is a predicted model, not a curated record. Bases 98 to 1045 code for a protein of 315 amino acids. The transcript has 7 exons.
CAGAGGUCUUUGCGCCGGGGCGUUGCCGUGGAAGCAGGGUAGGUGCGCAAAGGGAAGCUGUGGAGGCGGUAGCACUCUGGCGCUGCAACUAGCAGGGAUGUUUGGACUUCUGGUCCUCCUUUUCUUCCUCUUCCUCCUGUUCGUGGCUGCACCUCAAAUCAGGAAAAUGCUGGCCUUUGAGAUGUGCACAUCUACUGUCCAGCUUCCUGGGAAGGUCGCGAUAGUCACUGGAGCUGACGUAGGCAUCGGAAAGGAGACAGCCAAAGAGCUGGCGCGGAGAGGAGCCCGCGUGUAUUUAGCUUGCCGGAAUGUGCAAAAAGGGGAACUAGCAGCCAGAGAGAUCCAAGCCGUGACAGGGAACCAGCAGGUGUUGGUGCGGAAGCUGGACCUGGCUGACACUAAGUGUAUUCGAGCCUUUGCUAAGGACUUCUUAGCAGAGGAAGAGCAUCUCCACAUUUUGAUCAACAAUGCAGGAGUGAUGAUGUGUCCCUACUCCAAGACAGCAGAUGGCUUUGAGAUGCACAUAGGUGUGAACCACCUGGGUCAUUUCCUCCUGACCCAUCUGCUGCUAGAGAAACUGAAGGACUCGGCUCCCUCAAGGGUAAUAAAUUUGUCGUCCUUGGGGCAUCACCUGGGAAGGAUUCACUUCCAUAACCUGCAGGGCGAGAAGUUCUACCAUUCGGGACUGGCCUACUGCCAUAGCAAGUUAGCCAACAUCCUCUUCACCCGGGAGCUGGCCAAGAGGCUGCAAGGCUCUGGUGUUACGACAUACUCUGUACAUCCAGGCACAGUCAGCUCUGAGUUAUUUCGGCACUCAUCUGUCAUGAAAUGCAUGUGCUGGCUUUUCUCCUACUUCUUGAAGACUCCUCAGCAAGGCGCCCAGACCAGCCUGUACUGUGCCCUGACAGAAGGCCUUGAGGUUCUGAAUGGGAGUCAUUUCAGUGAGUGCAAAGUGACAUGGGUCUCAGCCCAGGCUCGUAAUGAGACGAUAGCAAGGCGGCUUUGGGAUGUCAGCUGUGACCUGCUGGGCCUCCCAGUGGAUUGACAGGUGGUGGCAUUUGGAUCCAAAAGAAGAGCGCAGCAGCUGAUGCAGUACUCCCUGCCAAAAUGAUCCUUCUCCAAGGUGGCCAAAGAGAGCACAAAGAACAGAACCUUCCAGCCUUGCUUGAUGGUGUCAGUAGCAUCCCAGCACCCUGGCCAGAUUUGUCUCAACACCUUACAUUUGUCUAGACCCACUUUUUUCUUCUACUGCUGGAGUUUUCUGUUCCUAUCACUGGAUAAAAUGACCUGCAUACCUCGUAUUUUCUUUCGAAACUUACUCCUGUGUCGGAGAAUCUGUGCUCUGGCAUAGCUGAUAUCUGGGGAUGUGGACUAGUUUAUCCUCUUUUUGACACUGUAGUUCCUCCCAACCAGAAAAAUUCUUCAAGAGGGGGCCAUGUUGGAACCUUGGCUGAACCUCACAAGUCACAGUGGCUUGUUUUAAGAGCAGAGCUUCAUGGCACCAACAUCAGAAUUCUUCAGGUAACUCAUCACCGAAUCUGUAUUAUGGCCUGACUUUAGCUCUGACAACCUAGAGCCGUUGCUGCUGAGAUGUUUUCCCACAUCUAGACCACAGAGCAGCUGCCUUUCCUAAGAUGCUGUGGCAUUUGGGGAGGACAAAAUAAAAAUCAAGUUAAACUGUCAUGUUCCUCAGAUGAAUAAGGAGAUCAAUAAAGUAAUAAAAGGUGCACUAUAACAA